GCUUAUAAAAAAUACGUGCAAAAGCUGGGACAUGAGGAGAAACGGCUACCGGGUUUAGAGCAAUACACCAACGAUCAGAUAUUCUUUUUAAGCUAUGCACAGACGUGGUGUGGUAUCUCAAAACCAGAAGCUACCAUAAGACAGGUGCUAACAGAUCCACAUGCACCGGUCCAAUUCCGUGUAGAUGGUGUUGUUGUGAAUCAACCAGAAUUCGCAGAAGCCUUCCAUUGCAAGUUGGGUUCUCCGAUGAAUCCUGUUAAAAAAUGCGUUGUAUGGUAA
This is a messenger RNA of Anisakis simplex (herring worm), 279 nucleotides long. NCBI's taxonomy places the organism in Eukaryota, Metazoa, Nematoda, Chromadorea, Rhabditida, Anisakidae. The record is from the annotation of a GenBank genome assembly.